AAGUCAGCCAAUGGAAGAGGGAUUACCUGAUGCAGGAUGGCUUACUUCUUUUUGGAGAUUGAUAACGGGUAACCAUUCAGAAUCAACUGAACAACCAAACGAGGACGUCUCAAUACCACCAACUGAAGAAAAUGAGCUAAAACAAUUGUUACUCAGCUCAGGGGGACCAGAAGUCCUUAGUAACUGGCAUCGUCUGUUGGGCCAGGUGUUGUUUGGAGCGUUGUACCGUGGACUCAUCUACUACGCCAUUCCCUGGGACAGCUCCAUCAUGAGCUGUGCUGUACUUAUCAUUCCUCUUGGGACUGCCUUUGGCACAUACAUGGUCAGCAAUGUGGGUCGACAGAGGAGCCAUAUCUGUUACUCCCUAAUCGGGGCAUACGUUAGUGAGUUUUUCAGUCUUCUACUCUUCAAAAGCAGCAACCCACUAUUAGUGGCUGGAAUAUCCAUGAUGUUCUCAACCUGUGGCUGGAAAUGGAGACUAGAGAAUGAGGAUGUAUCAUGGGGGAAAUUGCUGUUGACCGUGUUUUCGGUCUACUGCCUGUUGGUUUUUCUGUGUGGCUCUUACAUGUAUUUCAAUGCAACUCUUGAGACAGAGGAUGGGGAGUCGAUCAAACUUCAUGAUGCCUUCAACAACUUUUUCAACUCUCCAGCGUGGCAGGAG
Messenger RNA from Geodia barretti, 661 nucleotides. The record is from the annotation of a GenBank genome assembly. Lineage: Eukaryota; Metazoa; Porifera; Demospongiae; Tetractinellida; Geodiidae.